AUGGCAGCCGGCUUCAACGUAAUCGCUGCGAUACGCGAAAAGGCCUUUGGCCAUGUCGUUGAGAAUGAGACGAAAGCUGCGUUCAGCGUCUCUGCUGUCAGCCAUAUGGAUGACGGAUUCAAUGUGAUUGACGCUGUCAUCUGGUUUGUUGUGGCGAGCUUCAACGCUGUCGUUAUCAUCGUCGAUGUUGCUGUUGAUUUCGGUGUCGAGGUCGUUGUCGAGGUCGUUGUGAUCGGGAGUAGGAACGCGUAUCUCAUGUCUGGAGAUUACCUGGAACAGGGAUACUGGCCUGCGACAUUGCUAAAUCUUGUUGUUGUUGGGGAAGAACAGAAAACGAAACAGGCGAAGAGGUUUAAACACCACGAGACACGGGGCUCCCGGACUUUCGUCGACGACAAACACUUGUGUCAAACCUGGUGUCUUCACUGGGCUAGCCUACAUGGACCCCUGAAGCCCAUCGAAAGGCACGACGGGUCCGAGUUUACCUCGAUCGUCCAGGAAGAGCAGGUGAUAGGCUUGCUCCCUUUGGUUGUUGCAUUCUUCACGAAGUAUUCUGUGCAUUCUGAUGACCAGUCAGAUAGGCAUCUGCGUAGUUAG
This is a messenger RNA of Aureobasidium pullulans EXF-150, 597 nucleotides long. RefSeq lists its product as uncharacterized. The coding region runs from base 1 to 597 and encodes 198 amino acids. The transcript has 3 exons. The record is from RefSeq and is a predicted model, not a curated record. Lineage: Eukaryota; Fungi; Ascomycota; Dothideomycetes; Dothideales; Saccotheciaceae.